Aspergillus versicolor CBS 583.65 is the source of this 1413-nucleotide messenger RNA. RefSeq names its product glycoside hydrolase family 15 protein. Gene Ontology annotation, molecular function: glucan 1,4-alpha-glucosidase activity. The transcript is spliced from 3 exons. Gene Ontology annotation, cellular component: fungal-type vacuole. NCBI's taxonomy places the organism in Eukaryota, Fungi, Ascomycota, Eurotiomycetes, Eurotiales, Aspergillaceae. The record is from RefSeq and is a predicted model, not a curated record. The coding region runs from base 1 to 1413 and encodes 470 amino acids. Gene Ontology annotation, biological process: polysaccharide metabolic process.
AUGUACAAGAGGGCUGACGUGGACUCCUUUAUUACUUCCCAAACUCCUAUAUCCCUACAGGGUGUCUUGAACAACAUCGGCGCCAACGGAAGUCUCGUCUCCGGGGCCUCAUCCGGCGUUGUUGUUGCCUCUCCAUCCAAAGAAAAUCCAGACUACUUCUAUACCUGGACCCGAGAUGCAGCCAUGACACUGGCUGCUCUCAUCGAGGAACUCCGCGCCGGAAACACAGACCUCGAAUCCACGAUCCAAAACUACGUCGACUCACAAGCAAAGCUCCAGUCAGUGGAAAACCCUUCGGGCGGCAUUUCCGAUGGAUCUGGGCUCGGGGAGCCCAAGUUCAACGUCGACCUGAGCCAGUUCACCGAUGAGUGGGGUCGUCCGCAGCGUGAUGGACCUGCUCUUCGCGCUUCUGCUCUAAUAGCGUACGGGAAUUACCUCGUGAAGAAUGGGAGCACGGCCCUAGUAUCAUCCAACAUCUGGCCGCUUGUCCAGAACGACCUUGCAUACGUUGGCGAGUACUGGAACGGAACAGGCUUUGAUCUUUGGGAGGAAGUAGAGGGGUCAUCGUUCUUCACCACGGCCGUCCAGUUCAAGGCGCUGGUUGAGGGCGCGGCCUUUGCUGAGGCUCUAGGGGAGACGUGUGAUUCGUGCUCGGUGGCUCCUCAGAUAUUGUGCCAUCUCCAGGAAUACUGGGAUGGUUCUGCCAUUGUCUCGAAUAGUCCGACAAACGGUCGUUCUGGCGUUGAUGCGAACUCGGUCAUUGCUUCGUUGAACUUGUUUGACCCGGAGGCUGCCUGUGAUGAUGCGACUUUCCAGCCUUGUUCGGCGAAGGCACUGGCUAACCAUAAGGUCUAUGUCGAUUCGUUCCGCUCGAUCUAUGGGGUUAAUAGCGGCCUCGGUGCGGGUAAAGCAGUUGCUACUGGUCGUUAUGCGGAAGAUACCUACCAAGGAGGAAACCCAUGGUACCUCACGACACUCGCCGCCGCUGAGCAGCUGUAUGGCGCCCUCUACCAAUGGGACAAACAAGGCAGCAUCGAUAUAACAAACGUCUCCCUCCCCUUCUUCACCGAUCUCGUCAACAACACGCAAACUGGAUCUUUUGACAGUUCCUCUCCCGAAUACGAGUCCAUUACCGGCGCAGUCAAAGCCUACGCCGACGGCUUCAUCGAUAUCGUGCAGGCGUAUACCCCGAGCGACGGCGCGUUGUCGGAGCAGUUCACCCGGGAUAGCGGAGAACCGGCCUCGGCGAAGUUGCUAACUUGGUCCUUUGCAUCGUUUUUGACGACCGUUGCACGAAGGAAUGGACAGGUGCCGCUGUCUUGGGGGUCAUCGACGGCGAGUGAGGUUCCGAGUGAGUGUAGUGGGGAGACGGUUGCUGGGACUUAUGUUUCUCCAUCUGUUGGCUCUUGGUAA